Messenger RNA from Glycine soja, 2128 nucleotides. RefSeq lists its product as uncharacterized. The record is from RefSeq and is a predicted model, not a curated record. NCBI's taxonomy places the organism in Eukaryota, Viridiplantae, Streptophyta, Magnoliopsida, Fabales, Fabaceae. The transcript is spliced from 2 exons. Bases 108 to 698 code for a protein of 196 amino acids.
ACUCGCUAGGUUUGCCGAACUAACUCCCCAAAGGGGACUUUCAAAAGAAGAAGUAGAAGAAUACAAAAAGUCCUUUCUGCCCUUUCCUUAUUUUUCUCUCUCUCGUAAUGGCGAGUUCUUCAAGAACAAAAUCUAGUGGACCAGUGCUGCGUUCUUCUUCUCUCUCACAUUCUAACAGCUUCUGUUCGUAUUCAACAUCAAACGCACCGUUUCACUCACCUUCGUCAAGCUUCUUCAACUCGCACGUGGCUUCCCGCUCCACUUCCCCGACACGUGUGAACCUAUUCCGCGCCGCGCCGCCUCCCUCGCAUUCGGUCCGGUUCGCCCUCGACCGGUCCAUCUCCCCGAACCGGAGCCACGUCAUCGCGAGGAAGCACCAGCAUCACCGCCACGUUACGGCUCAGAAGAAAACGUGCAUGUGUUCUCCGACGACGCAUCCCGGUUCGUUCCGGUGCAGCCUCCACAAGAACAAUAACCAGAACGCGCAAACCGGUUCGUUUCCGUCGAACCGGCUCAACAUGCGGCGGUCCGCGAUGAAGAACUCGCUCGUGAGAAUCGGUGGCGUCGAAGGCGAGUGGGUGAAACGCGCCCUCACUGCGCUGAUUCGUCCUUCGUCGCAUCAACAGCGGAGAAGAUCCGCGUUCGAACCGCGACCGAGUCGUCUUUCAAUCAUGUCAAAAGCUGAAGAAGAAGAAUGAAAUCUAUGAAUUGUUAUUAUUUGUUUCUCUCUCUCUCUCUCUCUUACAGGUUUUGAAUCGCCGGAACAUUCGCUUCUCCGCCGCCGGUAACGGAUUCUCUCCGAUUGCGUCGCCAGAGAAUUUGGAAGAUUUUGUUGGCGUAGAUUUAAGAGGCUGGACUCUGGACUCGGAGAAUUGGUUAUUGUACAUAACAUUUGCUAUGGAAGGAGAAUUUUUUUGGACAGUUUUACUUUUUGAUUAAAAUUCAAUUCGAAAAAAAGAUAAACCCUAGAAAAUUAAAGGAUAACCAGAAUCUUAAUUCAUUUUAUUUGUGAAAUUUUGAUCUUCAGAAUUCGAAUUUACGAGUGUGGAUUGAUGAGUUUGUUGUUCUUGCCGUUAACGUUCCGUCGUUCGUUCGUUCGUUCGUUCGUCACGUCGUGUGGUGGUUUUGUUGCCGCCGUUGCCUCUCCGUUAUCUUUCGUCCAGUUGCUUUGCGUUUGGUGUAAGAUGUUUGGUGCCGGAGCUAUCCGAGACGGACGGGUUUCGUCUUUAAAAUAAGGAGGGUGCAGCUCACAUUUGACGUCUUUAAAAUAUUUUAGAGAAAAAAAGUGAAAAUAACAAAAAAUGAUAAGAAAAGAUUUUAACAAGAAUCUGAAAAUUUUAUUAAUUUUAAAAGUAAUUAUUUUGAAAUAAUUCAAAUUUAAAUAGUGAUUUGUAAUUAAAAUCCAAUAGAAAAUUAUUUUAUACUUUAUUAAUCUCUUAAUAUAUUACACACAUAAAAUUACUGGAAAAAAUUUUAAGUUCAAUUUUAUAUAAUAUACUAUUGAAAAAAAUUUAAAUGUGAUUAAAUUUUAGAAAAUUAGUGUGAUAAUAGGUUGAAAGAACUGAAAUCUUUGAGAAUAAAUAUAGCGAGAUCUUAUUCACAAGUCAAAUGAUAGUUAAAAUAAAGUGAUCAAUAUUGGAAAGAUUGAGUUGAAUAUCACAAAAAUCUUUUCAUGAGAUAAAACCAGCUAUAUUGAAUAUUACAAUAAUCUUUUCAUGAGAUGAAGACAGCUAGGUGCCGUAUGAUGUGAUUCAUUGUAAUUAAAAUUGCAAUUAUUAUGCAAUACGACUCAAGUUAGAAAAAGUGACCAUUGGUGGCUUUGUGAAAAUUUCAGCCGAUGGUAAUCUGAAAAGUACACUCAAUCGAAUUAUGUUAAUUAAAUUAUUUAUUUCAAGUGAUGUUGAAAAUGCUGCCUUAAAAAUUUCAUAAUUUUAUUGAAAUUUACUAACUAUUUUGCUGCAGGAAUUUUUCCAGUUCACGUGAAAUGUACAAUAUUAUUGAAUUCUAGAAAACAAAAAUGAGGUAGUAAAAAAAGAAAUAGAUGACAUUUUUACUUUGGUUUUUAUGAAAAAAUAGAUGCCAUUUAUACUUGAAAAAUGCAAUAGACAAAUACUACAUGAUUCUUCUA